Vitis vinifera (wine grape) is the source of this 2120-nucleotide messenger RNA. RefSeq names its product protein DETOXIFICATION 51. Gene Ontology annotation, cellular component: membrane. The transcript has a single exon. The record is from RefSeq and is a predicted model, not a curated record. NCBI's taxonomy places the organism in Eukaryota, Viridiplantae, Streptophyta, Magnoliopsida, Vitales, Vitaceae. Bases 393 to 1985 code for a protein of 530 amino acids. Gene Ontology annotation, biological process: xenobiotic detoxification by transmembrane export across the plasma membrane. Gene Ontology annotation, molecular function: xenobiotic transmembrane transporter activity; antiporter activity.
AAAACACCAUUUUUACUUAUUGGAAAUUGAACCUUACAGAAAGAUCUGACAGUCUGACGUCCCUUUCUUUAAACCCACAUAAAGUAAGAAAAUAAUUACUCUCUAAAAAUAUAUCACUAUAAUUCCAAACCAACCUAUAAAGAAAAUGGAAAAAAGAAAAUAAUUGAAUUUUUAAAGCAAGAACACCACCCCACCUCAACCUCUCUAUUAAUACUUGGCUUCCGGCGGAAAUCAAUCUGUGUGUCUCGUUUUGAGGAGAAAGUGAGUGAGAGAGAGAGAGCGCGAGUGGGUGCCGCUGUUCAUGAGAGUAUCUCUGAAGAGGCUGAAACAGAGGAGGCUAAGACCAGUGAAAGAGAGUUUGCUGCUGCUGCUGUUGUUGUUGAAUCAUCAGUAUGUGUAAUCCAAACACCACUUCCAACAUCGCCACCAGAGGUGUGAGCGAGAAACCGUAUUUCGAUUUUUUAUCAUUACCCAACUGUAUAAAGGACUUCCAGAAUUCCAAAACCAACCCGGAAAAGCAGUCGCAAUUCGUUUGCCCAUCCCUCUCCGAGAUCAUCACCGAAGCCAAAUCACUCUUUCACCUCUCCUUCCCCAUAGCUCUAACGGCUCUCAUUCUCUACUCUCGCUCUAUCUUCUCCAUGCUCUUCCUCGGCCAUCUUGGCGACAUCCAACUUGCCGCCGGUUCUCUUGCCAUAGCCUUUGCUAACAUCACCGGAUACUCGGUGCUUUCGGGCCUGGCACUGGGGAUGGAGCCCUUGUGCUCACAAGCCUUUGGAGCUCAACGUCCAAAGCUACUCUCUUUGACCCUUCAUCGCUCUGUGAUUUUUCUUCUCUUCUCAUCAGUACCCAUCUCACUCCUCUGGCUCAACAUGUCCAAAAUUCUUCUUUAUUUGCAUCAGGACCCCGAUAUCACACGUAUCGCUCACACGUACCUUGUCUUCUCUCUCCCUGACCUCUUCACCAACUCCUUUAUCCACCCAAUCCGCAUUUACCUUCGCGCACAGGGCAUCACCCACCCUCUCACAAUAGCAUCACUUCUUGGUACCAUCCUCCACUUACCCAUCAACCUCAUCCUCGUCUCCCACCUUCGACUCGGCGUAGCCGGCGUCGCCGCCGCCUCCUCUGCCUCCAACUUCUUCGUACUGAUCUUCCUCGUGUCCUACGUGUGGGCCCGCGGGAUACACGAGCCAACGUGGACCGCGCCGAGCAUCGACUGCCUGACCGGGUGGAAGCCGCUGCUCCGGCUGGCGGCCCCCAGCUGCGUGUCGGUGUGUUUGGAGUGGUGGUGGUACGAGAUCAUGAUCGUACUGUGUGGGCUUCUAGUGAACCCCAAGGCAACGGUUGCAUCAAUGGGUGUUCUGAUACAAACGACGUCGUUGAUUUACGUGUUCCCAUCGUCACUCGGGUUCGCCGUGUCGAGUCGGGUGGGGAACGAACUCGGUGCGAAUCGUCCAGACAAGGCAAGGGUAUCAGCAAUGGUAUCCGUGUUUUUGGCGGGUGUGAUGGGGUUUUCAGCAACCAUGUUUGCAUCAGGGAUGAGAGAUAGGUGGGGCCGGAUGUUCACGUCUGACGUCGAGAUCCUACGGUUGACAUCAGCGGCCCUGCCAAUCCUAGGGCUCUGCGAGCUCGGAAACUGUCCACAGACGGUGGGAUGUGGGGUCCUCAGAGGAAGCGCACGGCCCAGCACGGCGGCCAACGUCAACCUCGGCGCAUUUUAUCUGGUGGGCAUGCCGGUGGCAGUUGGGCUUGGGUUUUGGCUGGGCGUUGGGUUUUGUGGACUUUGGGUGGGCUUGCUUGCGGCCCAGGUCUGCUGCGCUGGGAUGAUGUUGUAUGUGGUUGGGACCACUGAUUGGAACUACCAAGCCAUGAGGGCUAAGACGCUAACCUGCGCAGGGUGCGGAGACACAGUAUCACCACUCCCUACUGCUGAUACCAAGGAUGAAGAACAGCCCUUGAUCUGCAUAGUGGUCACUUCAUCAUCUUGAGAGUUGAGACCACCAAAACAUAGGCACCCAGGUGUAAUUUUAUUUUUUUUCUUUUUUCUUUUUUCUUUUUUGGUUUCAUUUUAAUUUUAAAAUCUGAACUUGUGAUUGUGAAUUAUUGAUUUUUUGGUUGGGAGA